Molecule: messenger RNA, 2116 nt
Organism: Suillus paluster
Lineage: Eukaryota; Fungi; Basidiomycota; Agaricomycetes; Boletales; Suillaceae
Exons: 5
Coding region: 230-2116 (628 amino acids)
Source: RefSeq, a predicted model, not a curated record
UGGAAGGUGUUCAAGGAAGUCGUUCACACUCUUUUCUUUUUCAACCUCUGAUAUCGCGGCUGGACGGGUCGACAUCAGCGCAGUACUGGUAUAAAAAAACCCUUGAAUCGGAUUGACUCGCAGGGGUUGUAACGAGUACAAUAUUGCACUGCCUCCUCUAUUGUCGUUGCUCGAAAAUCGGGCCUCACAAACUUCAUCAAGCUCGGAUUCUGUAUCUGUAAUUUCAACCAUGCCGCAGACACGCGCUCAAACUACAACAUCCUCUCCUGUACAUGUUUCUACUGCACCUACGACUAAUUCUUCGCCGUCCCGUGCUUCGCCAAAUACGCGUUCCAGGGGACCGGCAUCGGGAGAAGCGAUUACCGCGCAACCCCGCGUUCGUACACCGUUGACGAUUCGUUUGCCUAGAGCAGCUCUUGUCGGGCAUCCAGCUUUUUUAGCCACAAAUAACGCUUCUGCAGCAUCUGUUACUGCUAUUGCUGCUGCGUCUGCUGCAGCUGCAGCUGCCGCCGCCGCUCCUAUUCCUACCUCCUCUAUACGCUCGUCAUUAUCUGCGCCUGCACCUUCGCCUGCACCACCGAUACGAGCACCACCCCCGACGCCAUCCAAUGUAUCCAAACCUGCGUCCACCUCCCCUGCACGGCCUAUUCUACCUGCGCCUACGCCAGUUACAUCUGCGCCAACGCCUACACCUGUAUCAUCCACGCGCGUAGCUGCUCCACCCAUUUAUACCUUUUCCUCCACCCCCUACCUCCUCCCAAUCACCAAUGCAGCAGCAGCGCCGUCACCUCUGUCUAGGCAGCCCGUUCCAAAUCCGCUCUUGUCUCCCGCAUUAACAAACGCCCCAGCUUCCACUUCACCGCGCCCUCCUACACCUCCCACGUCAUCGGACGGUCCACUCCCCACAUCUUCAUUAGCUCCUCUACGUUCUGCUCGUCGCAUGCAACCAAUGGUUUCUGCGGCAAAGCAAGCUAGUCGAGAAGCAGCGCUUGCUGCCGGUCAGUCUCGACCUGCGCCUGCCUCUCCUCAGGCUCAAUAUCCCACUCCGUCUUCAGCAGGAGCAUUGCCUUCGCCAGCUUCUAAUGCAGAUAUUGAGUCUGACUAUGCUGCCGACCCAAUGGAUGUGGAUAUGGAAAUGGAAAGCAUAUCAACCAUGAAGAAUGGUCGAAAUAACUCGACAGCUCCAAAAACGUCAGAGAAGCAUCGCGAAGCAAAUAAAAAGUACAGACAACGGCUGAAGGAAAGAAUAAAGAAUGGCGAGAUCGAUGAAAUUGAGGCUGAAAGAAUGAAAGAGAGAAAACGCACCAAUGCCCGCAAUUCUCGCAUUCGAAGGAAACUGGCGAUGAGUGAAGCAGCUAAAGACAGCACCUCCAUGUCAAGUGUUGAACCAGGUCUCCAUUACGGUCCUGGCACCGAAUUGUUUCCUGUUCCGCCUGUCGACCCAUCUCCAUCCGCAGGCGAUUUCCUCCUAUGCAUGCCCGAAACCAAUCCACCCGCAGGGUCCUAUUACUCCACCACCUUCCACGAAAUCCUCACCAGAGCUAGCAACCUCACAAGCGGAAGCAGUGACGGCGCAAGCAUCACCCACCCUCACUUCGAGCCCGACAGCGCCAGUCUAUCAAUGAGCACUCCCGCUCUCUUCCCAACUACCAAAUCCCGAGAUCUCCGCGACGCAUGUACAAUGACAGAUUCCACCCCAGACUCUCCAAAAGAAAACGAAAGCUAUGCAUCCCUCGAACCCAUAGCACCAGCUCUGGCCCGUCGUCCGCAUAGACAGCUGACCCCCGAACGUCUGCGCCAUCUCGAGACUCAUCCGUUGGAGCUUAUCGAUAAGGCAUUCCUCCUUAUCGUCCCUGAUCCGAGUAGCAGCCUUGGAAAGUUGGUGUUGUGUAAAGUGAUUGAGCAUAGGGUGUCGGCUGCUGGACAUCGGUUUCUCGUGCAGUUUUGGGGGGAUAAGAGGGCUAGUGAGAUGGGGGUCGAGAGGAUGAUGGAGGUGCUUUGUGGGGGGUAUGAGAUCGAUCCUCCGCCUGUUGGUGGUAAUGGUGGUGAUGGAUCUCAGGGGGUGGGGUUGGCGGGGAGGGUGUUUGGUGCGCUGCGUUCGUUUACGGGGUUGUAG